AUGGACAGUCUCAAGAACAUCAAGGUCGCCGUCGACAGCCAAAAGGGCGUGCGCUGUUGGCUCCGUUCCAAGUUCGUGGGCCAAGACUUUGAGACCCCGGCAUCUGGCAUGGAUCUCAACGAGCUCGUGCAGAUUACUACCUCAUCGGCCCACAAGAGAGCUUUCCUCAAGGAUCUCACUGACGCCUUUGCUGGGUUCUCAAAGCCCGUCAUCGCUGCCGUCAUUGGGUUUGCUCUUGGCGGAGGUUGCGAGAUCGCUCUCGCGUGCGACAUUAUCUACGCUGCCGAAGACGCCACCUUUGGUCUUCCCGAAAUUAAAAUCGGUACAAUCCCCGGAGCCGGCGGAACACAACGGCUGGCCCGUGCUCUGGGCAAACACAAGGCCAUGGAGUUUGUCCUCACCGGCGACUCUGCCUCCGGGGCUGAGUUUGAGCGACUCGGUGUUGUCAACAAGGCGUUCCCCCGAGAUCAGGUCAUCUCUGCUGCGACCAGCCUCGCAGAGCGCAUCGCCUUGAUGUCUGGGCCUGUUGUUCAGGUCGCCAAGCAGGCCGUUCUGACUGUGGAGAACAGUCAUCUGGACGCGGGCAUGGCGACGGAGAAGAUGCUUUACUACUCCACGUUUGGGCUGUCGGACUUCAAAGAAGGCCAAACGGCUUUCUUGCAGAAGAGAAAGCCUAACUUCACGCAUGAAUAG
Molecule: messenger RNA, 693 nt
Organism: Verticillium alfalfae VaMs.102
Lineage: Eukaryota; Fungi; Ascomycota; Sordariomycetes; Glomerellales; Plectosphaerellaceae
Product: short chain enoyl-CoA hydratase
Exons: 7
Coding region: 1-693 (230 amino acids)
Biological process (GO): fatty acid beta-oxidation
Cellular component (GO): mitochondrion
Molecular function (GO): enoyl-CoA hydratase activity
Source: RefSeq, a predicted model, not a curated record